Molecule: messenger RNA, 1935 nt
Organism: Sphaeramia orbicularis (orbiculate cardinalfish)
Lineage: Eukaryota; Metazoa; Chordata; Actinopteri; Kurtiformes; Apogonidae
Gene: lrrc31
Product: leucine rich repeat containing 31
Exons: 10
Coding region: 200-1912 (570 amino acids)
Molecular function (GO): protein binding
Source: RefSeq, a predicted model, not a curated record
AGAGUUUCACCUCUCUAGUUGGUUUUGAUUUUUUUUUUUUAGGGAAUUAAAGGUGAAUCCAAGUCUUAUUUUUCUGCAGAGGUGCGUUCAGGUGUCGAGGCUUUGGUCAGUGUUUGGGUCAUUUUACAGGACCGGACCUGAACGCAUCGCCUGAAUCCGGACCCUGUGGGGUUCUUCUGGUCUGGAUCCUGAGUCCGACAUGGAGUCUGCAGAGAGUCCGAGGGGGCGGGACAGCGGCAGUCUGAGGCGGUCUCCUCUGGACCUGAUCAUGAACCAGAUCCGCAGGAAACGUUCAGCGUCGGACUGGAGGCCGCUGGGACGCUUCCUGUCCCGGACCUCGGACCGGACCGGGAUCCCAGAGGACGGGGAGGCCGAGGACCAAGGACAGAGCCCAGUUGUUGCAGAUGACAGUGACGGCAGCGGUGACGUGGGCUGGGGGCGGGUCUCUGUCUUCCUGCGGUCAUUGGGUAAAACGACUGACAGUCGGCGGAUGGGCGUGGCUCACUGCGACCUGACAGCGACCGACCUGAUGGAGCUCGCCUCUCUGCUGCAGUUCCUCCCUCACCUAGAGGAGGUGGACCUGUCAUGGAAUGAGCUGAUUGGUGGAAGUCUGCGGGUGUUGACGUCCCACCUGAACCUGGUUGGUGGGAUCCGGUCUCUGGCUCUGAGCGGCUGCAGACUCAGCUCUGAGGACGUCAUGGCUCUGGGUGAGGCUCUCAGUUUCGUUCCACUACUGGAGAUCCUCGAUUUGUCGUGGAACGCUGCCAUCAGCGGUGACGGGCUGCAAUGCCUGCUGGGUAAACUGAGCCCAGCUGUGAGGGAGCUCCACCUGGUGGCGUGUCAUCUCACUGCAGCCGACGCCGUGGCGUUGGGUUCGGCGGUGUCGUCUCUGUCCAGACUCUGUGUCCUGGACGUGUCCUGUAACCCUCAGCUCGCACAGGAAGUGGCCAGCGGUGGAUUUGAAGAACUGGCCGUCGCCCUUGGCCACGCCUCCGCCCUCUCCACGCUGCGACUCCAGGGUUGUGGACUGUCGACAGACCGCCUCCACGUCCUCGGUGGUUCGCUCCGACACCUCCCCUCGUUACGACAGGUGGACUUGUCCUGUAACAAAGGCCUGAGUGGAGGACUGGACCACCUCAGCCCCCACCUGGCUCACCUCACACACCUGGAGAGCCUCGACCUCCACCUGUGCAGUCUGACACAUGGAGACCUGGAGGCUCUGGUCCAGGUGCUUCCCUCUCUGACGGCGCUGACGGAGCUCGAUGUGUCGUCCAAUAAGGACGCAGGGGGCGUGGUCCACUCACUGGUCUCCGCCCUCCCUCUGACGCAGAUGAGGCGUUUGCCAUUCAACAGCUGCAGCCUGAACCAGGAGUCGUUCACGGCGCUCGCUCUGGCCGUGCCGUACCUCCGCAGCGUCGACGUCUCCUGGUGUAAAGUGGUCGGUGGUCGCCUGCCGUUGCUGCUGGACGCUCUGCAGCCGUCAAUCAUCCUGGAGCUCCGCCUCAGCAGCUGUGAACUCACCACCGACGACCUCUGUCAUAUCGCCGCCGUGUGCAGUCGUGGCGGUCUGUCCUCCCUCCGGGUCCUGGAUCUGUCCUACAACGGCUCGGUCGGCGCCGACGGUUGGACCGCCCUGUUCACGGCAGGAGGCCUGGGGUCCACGGAGGACGUCGACCUCAGCCUGCGACCUUUGACCUCUGCCUCGUCUUCGGCCUGGCUGCCGGCGCUGCUCCGCGCCCUGCCGCAGCUCCCGGCGCUGAAUCGACUGGCGAUGCGGCGCUGGACGGUGGGCUCUGCGGACCGACAGCAGCUGGACCGCAGCCUGAAGAAGAGGAACGUCCUGUUGGAGUGGGACACGGACAGAGAUGAUCCAGCUUUAUGGUCCAAUCAGGAGAGUCGACCUGAGGAGUAGGAUGGAAACACCACACCUGGACA